AUGUCCGGUUGUGCAGGGUGGAGUCACCACCCUGUAUCAGUGCACCACUACCAUUUCAUCAUUCCGCUUGUGGCUGACGUGGACGAGAACAACAGCCAGGGCAUCGGCAAAGGCCGCAAGCUCUGCCCCAACUGCAGCGCUGUCAUCGCCUCCAACGCCAAGCGGUGCACUGCAUGUGGGCAUGAUGCAGUGCGAGGGACCUUACUGGAGUCUCAGACGCACCUGCUGCAUGGAGUGAUCCACACCAACGGAUUUGGCCACCUCCUACGAAUCAACGGCCGAGAGCGCGGCUCACGCCUUGUCACUGGGCGGCAGCUGAUGGGCCUGUGGGACCGCAUUUGCACCAUGCUCAACGCCAGGGAGGUGACAUGCAUGGACAUGUCUAAAAAGAUGGGUCUGAACCUGCGUCUGCUGCAUGGGCUGGCGUACGGCCACUCGUGGUACGGCCGGUGGGGUUACCGCUUCGGCAAGGGGUGUUACGGCGUGACUGAAGACGUGUACAAGCACGCACUCGCAGCAGCGGCCGCGACCCCGCUUGCAGCGAUUGGAGAACUCUACAAGGGGUUGGACCCUGACCUGGUAGCCAUUAUCGAGCAUUAUCAAUCAUGGGCCAGUGCCAAAAGUGGCAAGGUUACGGCAGGUAGAUAUGUCACCUCCCCCAGAAGCAGACAAGGAAGAGACGCCGUUAGGUCGUCUGGUAUUAGCAUCAUUCCGUCUAAACGCCUUAGAGCAGAGGGAGGUGAAGAGAAAGAUUCGUAUGGGGGAGUAAUAAGGGGAGGAAAAGGGCUAGUGAGUCGAGGAGAAGCUGGGGGAAUGAGAGGAAAAGAGGAGUCGAGUGGAGUGGAAGCACGGGGAGGAGCAGGGGGGGCAGCAGCGGGAGGGGCAGUGGGAGAAGAUGUGAAGGGUGGGGGGAGACCGAGAGGCAGAUCGCAGGUGAACGUUUUCAAGAGCGAUGAGGAAUCGUCCAGCUCAUCAGAGGAGAGUGAUGACGUGGAUGAGGCCAGUGAUGACUUGAUGAGAAAGACAGCAGCAGGAGAAGCAAUAGGAGGAGCAGUAGCAAGAAAAGCAGUGGCAGAAGCAUCAGCAGCAGCAGCGGCAGCAGCGGCGGCAGCAGGAGCAGUGGGGACGGGAAGAGCAGGUGGAGGGGCAGGGAGGGGAGGCAGAGGAAAAGGGGUGCGUGGGGGAAGAGGGCGAGGGGGGAAUGGUGAGCUCAAGGCGCUGCUGGCAGAUUCUCCAGGGGAUGCCGGUACUCCAGGUGCCCUAGGGGAUGCUGAUAGGCCGCAUGCCACAGGGGAUGCUGAUACUGAUAGGCCGCAUACCACAGGGGAUGCUGAUACUGAUAGUCCGCAUGCCACAGGGGAUUGUGAUCUGCUAGCAGGGGAAGAGGCAGCAGCGGCUGCUGUUAGUCAAAGAGGUGGGAGAGAGAAGGGAGUGUCUGGAGGCAAGGCAGGGAGGGAAUGUGCGGUGUAUGGGGCUUUGGAACACGAGGGGCAGACGGGUGGGGUUGGAAAGCGUGUGAAUUUGCGUGACUCUAAGGAGGAGGGCUGUAAUGAGGAAGUGUGUGAAGAGAGGGAUUGUGAAGGGAAGCAUUAUGAGGAGGAGAACUGUGAGGAGGACUGUAAGCAGGGGAAUUGUGAGGGGAGGGAUGGUGGGGGAAAAGGUUGUGAGGAGGCUUAUGAGAAUGAAUGUGGGGCUUAUGAUUACAGGGGUCUGUAUGCACCAGGUGGGGAGUGUGAGGAGCUCGGGUGGUAUGCAGAGCAUGCAGGUGAUGGUGCGGGGUGGUGGGGGCUGGAUGCAUGGGAGGAAGAGCUUAGGGGUGAGGUGAUGCGGUGUGGCGGGGAGUAUGGGUGUGGAUUGUUGGAGGGAGAGGUGAGGGGGGAGGAGGAAGUGAAAGGGGAGGAGGGGAAGGGGAAUGAGAGGGAGGAGAAGAGGGAGGGUGGGGAGGAUGAGGAGGAAGGGGAGGGGGUGGAAGUAGAAGAGGAGGAAGAGGAGGAGGUGAAAGAGGAGGGGAAAGAGGAGCACGUGUUGCGUGCAAUGGGGAUGGCAUUAAAGGGCUUCAAGCAGGAGGGAGAAGCAGGGGAAGCGGCGGAAGCUUCUGAAGCGGGGGAAGCAGGGGAAGCGGGGGAAGCAGAAGAAGAAGGGAAAGCAGGGGAAGCGGGGGGAGCAGAAGAAGCAGGGAAAGCAAGGGAAGCGGGGGAAGCUUUGGAUGCGGGGGAAGCGAAGUGCGUCGGGGAGCAGUGGGAGAGAAGAUGCACGGAUGGUGCAGUGGUGAGGAGAAGGUGCGACCUGAGGGCAACGGCGGGAGUUCUAGAAGAGGAGGAUAAGGAGGGGGUGGAGAUGGAGGAAGAGGGGGAGGAGAGGCUGAAGAAUGAGGAGGAAGGGGGGGAGGAGAAGGAGAAGGAGGAGAAGAAGGAGAAGGAGGGGGAGGGAGGAAAAGAGAACGAGGAUGAGGAGGAAUGGGGCUGGGAGGAGGAGGUGAUAGUGGAUAAAGGGGAAGUGGAUGAGGGCAGUGGACGGAAAGGUAGGCGAUGGGCGCUGCGGGGGGAUCCAGAUGGAGGGAAGAACGGUGCAGAUGGAGGGAAGGGCGGUGUAGAUGGAGCGAAGAGCGGUGCAGAUGGAGGGAAGGGGGGUGCAGAUGGAGGAAUAGGAGUUGCGAAUGUGGAUAAGCGGAAGUUGUUCCAAAGCAGGGAAUGUAGCUUGAAAGACAUGUUGAAGGUGUCACCUGCUGACACGGGUUCCCUGAAGAGACUGAAUGGGAAGAGUUUUCAGACAACUGAAAACUCUGGUGCAGGCAGACGGAACGGGAAGCGAAUCGCUGCUGAUUUGGGUGACAGGCAGACUGUAAAUAGAGGAACUGCUUGUCUUGGUGAAAGGGCAGACAAUGAGAGAAAGGGUUCCGAGAAAUUGAGUAGUGUACAGAAGCAGUUGAAACGGCCAGCGGAGACGGCGCAUGUGAAGAGUGCAGGGGUGAAUGGAAGGAAUGGCAGAGAGGAUAGCUGUGGUGGCGAAGGGAAGGCGAGUUGCGGUGCGAAGAGAAAAGAGGUUGCACUGAGUGAGAGGAGGGAGAACGAAUUCAUUAGGAGGAGGGAACGUGCUCUGAGUCCCUUGAGGAACAGGGAAGACUGUGAGACUGGAAAAAUCUCUUUAGCAGAGGAGAGUCUGCUGCUGCCUGUUGCUUCGAAGAAGAGACGAGGGCACGAGGAGCAGCAGCAGAAACAAUUGAAGAAGAGCAAGUCGAUGCAGGCAACACUGCAACAGGCAGGAGAGGAAGGUGGGGAAGAUAAGAGUAUCCAGGGGCAGGAGAGAGAGGAGAGAAAGCCGUGGGUUGGAUGCAGAGAUAGGAGACUGGAUGAUGCUGGCCAGGGUGGUGGGAUUGCUACUCUACCUGUGGCUGCUGCUGCCGCUGCCGCUGCUGCUGCUGCUGCUGCGGCUGGUGCUGCUGCUGUGGCUGGUGCUGCUGCUGUGGCUGGUGCUGCUGCUGUGGCUGGUGCUGCUGCUGUGGCUGGCGCUGCUGCUGCAGAUGACAAGCCGCACACACAAGCUCGGGUGCAGAAGCAGGUGUUGACAUCAGGAGCAAAAGCGGAUUGCAGUCGGAUCCCAGAAGUCAAGAAGAGCUGUAUUGGGGCGGAGGAUUGUAGUCAGAAGAGGAGUGGGCAAGGGAGUGGGAAGUGGAGUGGCAGUGGGCCACGGAAUGGAGUUCGGAGUCUGGCUGUGGAUGAGGUUGGGGAGCUUGCAGAGAGAGAGGGGGCAGGAGUGGGGAGGACGGGUGCAGGGCAGGAGAGAGAGAGGGUGAAGACCGAGGCAGUGCACUAUGGGGUGCAAGAGGACUGGGAAAGGAAGGGGGGAAUGGGAGAAGAAGGAACCAAGGAGGGGAGGGAGGAAUUGGACGGGAGGGAGGGAAGGGAGCGGAAGGGAGGGCGGGACGAGAGGCUGAGGAGACACAGGGAUGGGGUGGAGAAUGGGGAGGGGAGAAGAGAAGGCGAGGGAUGUGAGGAGCAGGAGUGCAAGAGAGUUAAGUGUGGGGAGGGUGGCGGAGUGGUUAGUGUGGCGAGAAUAGCUAGUAAGUCGACUCAAGGGUCAGCAAAGGCUGGGAUGGAGGACAGUGGAGUGGAUAAAAGGGGGGAGCUGCGUGUACAGAGGAGCGCUUUGGAUACUGUUGAGGAGGAUGCUGUGGAGGGGGAGAUUGCGGAGGAGGGUAAUGCUGUUGAGGAUAGCGUUGGUUUUCCCCAACGCAGGAGGCGAGAAGGGGAAGAUGCAGGUGAAGGUGAAGGUGCAGAAACGCAGCAGGCAGACCAUUGCCCCAUACUUUCCACUACCUUGGCCGCUGGGGGGAAUGUACAGGCAACAGCUGCAUCAACCCGCCCCAUAGGACCUCCUGCACCUCCUCCCGUUCUCCCCAAGCCCCCUGCUCUCCAGCCCAGCCUAUGCUGUGGGGGAGCCCGAGCCCAACCACCCCUGCGUUCUGUUGAUGCGUCUCAAAUGCAUGCUGCCUCUGUCUCACCUCCCUUUGAGGCGUCUCAGCAGCAUGUUGUGCCGAUGUCGACAUCAAUUGAGAUAUUUCCCAAGCUCUCUGCCCCUCUCCCGACCCCCUGGGGCCCUCAGCUCACGGGUUUUGGAGCUCAGGACGGGACAGGGGCAGGACCACGCAGGGAAGUGGGUAGUGGGGAAGGAGGGGAGGCAGGGGAGGGAAGGGAAGGAGGAGAAGGGAAGCAGUGCAGGGAUUUGAAUCACAACAAGAGCACGGGUCUCAAGGCACUUAGUAAAGCGACCCACUUCAGCAAAAUGCAGGCCUUCAAGUCUCCUUCCAGUCUCAGUCAUGUAAGAGCGGCAGUUUCUGCCCCUAUGACUGGGGAAGAAAAGGCAAGUCAACAGCAGCAGCAGCAGCAGGGUGCGGCGGCAGUGGUGGCGCUGGCAGCAACGAGCAGCCCAGUGGAGCCUCACCUGCGCUACCUCUACCGCAACCUGCUGGAAGGCACUGCCAGACGCGUCCACCCCAUGCACACUGCCAGGCCCUUUUCUCCUACUGCCAAGCAUCUGCAUCGGGGCUUCUAUUCCCCCAGUGCUUGCCAGUGGGACCCCACCACACGUGAUGGCAGCGGUGGCAGCGGUGGCAGCGGUGCUGCUGAGGGGCUGCUGGCGUUGGUGCGGGUGGUUCUGGACACAAAGCACCUGGUGAAGGGGUACUGGGGGGGAGAGGGGCGCGGAGUGGGAGAAAGAGAAGCGGAUGGGUUGAUGUGUGUGGCGUUUCGAGUGGUGGUGGAGGAGAGCGAGGAGGAGGAGAGGGAGGGGAGUGGGGAGAGGAAGGAAAGAGCUGGGAAGGAGAGAGAGGCUGCUGCAUUGAAAGUUGAAGGAGUGGAGUAUGUGGUGGUGCCCACUGAUGCUACAGUGGCUCAACUCGGCGAGGCGAUAGAGAGGAGCAUGAGGGACACCUACUGUGCCAUGUCCAGAUUCAGUGUAUCUCAGCUCCCCCUGCUCGCUCAUCUACAGUCCACUGCCUUGGUCCGGCCAAACCUCAGCCCUCGCUGCGUAGUGCUGGUCCGGGGCUCAGGCAUGGAUGCAGGCUCGGACCUGUGCUGGGAGGGAGGUUCGGAGGGGUGGGUGGUGGAGUGCAGCUGUGGCACGAGGGAUGACGACGGCGAACAGAUGGUGGCGUGUGAUAGGGCCAGCGCCGGCAGCGGCGGCGGCGACGGCGGCGGAAAAAGGGAAUUCUGGGACUCGAAUGCGGAGGGCUGGAGGCGACGACCGUCCGAUCGGAACGGCGAUGAAGCUUCUCGCGGAGGUGCGGCUGCGCCGCGGCAAUCCCAAGGUCGGGGGCGCGAAAGGGAAAGAGGGUUGUUAGGAAUGGUUGAUGGCGCAGUGGUGAGCGCACGCGGCGGAGUUGCGGAGGGAGGGAUAGGCCGGAACGCGGGUGGCGGGGAUGCUGGGGAAAGCGCCGCCGCGGAAUGGCAACAGCGUCGAUUUCCGCCGGAGGAUUCUGUACGACGUGACUAUGGCGAAGAAGGCGAUGAUUAUGAUUAUGACUAUAAUGGGCGUGAGUAUAACGCGUACAACCGUGCCAGUGGCGAGGCAGGUGAUCCAAGGAGCCGCGGGGGAAUGCAGAUGGAAGAUAGAGGCUUGGAGGGCGGUGCAGAGGAGUGGAGUAGCAGGUUGGAUGGGCGCAGUGAAGGACCCUGCUGGCCUCAAUCCCCUGGGGGGUGCCCCUCGUGCUGGUUCUCCUGCCACUGCUCUUCGACCGCCCCUUACUUCUCUCCCCCAACCCACCCGUGCACUCUGCUACCCACUAGUUCUCCCCUCCUCUCCCCUCUCCCUGUUCCCCUACUCCAGCUGCUGACGUCAAUCCCCUGGGGGGUGCCUCUCGUGCUGGUUCUCCUGCCACUGCUCUUCGAUCGCCCCUUGCUCUUCCUCUCCCUCGCGGCGCUUGUGGUUCUCACACCCACCCUCCGAAACACCCUCGGCCCGCCGUUCCUGGAGCUAGGCUCGGCGCUUCUGCAGCUCUCGGUUCGGCCGAUCGUGAACGAGAAGGAUUUGCAGGGUCGGAAAGAGAGAUGGCAGCAAACACAGGAGGAACAGCAGCAGGGGCAGUGGUCCCAGUUCCAGAACAGUAAUUCUCAAAGGAGGAAGAAACCACAGGUUUGGGAUGACACUCUGGGCCCAGGUUUGGGGAUUGGGAGUGGCUCGUCGUUAGGUUCGGGGGUUGCAUCGGAGGCAUGGGAGUGGGUUCGGUACCAGCUGGACGUUAUCCGAGGGGAGAUUGACCCUGGGAGUCCCGAGAGAGUGGGGAAGGAGAGCAGGGAAGGUGGUGGUGGGGGUAGGGGAUUCAGUAGCACAAAGGGGAAUUGGAGAGACAGAGAGCAAUGGGCAUUGCAGCAGCAGCAGCAGCAGCAGCAGCAGCAGCAGCAGCAGCAGCAGCAGCAGCAGCAGCAGCAGCAGCAGCAGCAGCAACAGCAGCAAUGGCAGGAAUGGGAAAGGCAGGGGGGAGCUGAACCAGAGGACAGGGGUUACAGAAGGAGUGGGAGCUGGCAAGGAUCAGGCGAUGGGGAAUGGCAGGAUGAGAGGAGGUGGCAGGAGGGCGAUGCCACACAGUGGGCUGGUGGGUCUGUGGUGGGAGGCGAGGAUCAGUAUGGGAGGGUGGAGGAGAAGCAAGGGUGGGAGAUGGCGUUGCAAAGAGGUGAUGGUGGGGAGGGGGAGACGAGGUGGGAAGAGGGUUGGAGUGGAAAUGAGAAAGUACCUGGCAAUCGGUUGGGUAAGGAGGGUCGGAGCAGUAAUGGCAGUGCCAGUGUGAACGGGAGGGGAAGUGAGUUGGAUUGGAAUGGAUGGGGAGAAGGAAAAGACAAGCCUAGGUGCUGCCACUGGUGCCACCUGGAAGGAAGUCAGGCGAAGACGGCAGUCCCUAUGCUGGCCAGUCCACCAGGACGCCAACUGCGGCAACUCUCUGCUGCUCUCCCUCUGACCUGCCCGUGGAGGUCAGCGUCUCGACCCCUCCGACCUGUCUCCCACUCCGACGCCAACUGCGGCAACACGCUGCUGCUCUCCCUCGACCUGCUCGUGCAGGACGGCCUCCUGAAGCCCGAGGACCUCCCUCCCACGCGCCCGGUAGAGAGAGUGGACUACAAGCAAGUGAUCAGAGACAAGGACCCCGCUGUUGCCAAGGCGGCCAAGGCACUGGUGAGGAGCAAGGGAGAGCUCAAGGCGGAGUUUGACGCCUUCAGGCAAUCCCCCACCAUCUCCGCAUGGUUGGAGGAAGCAGCUCUAUUCAGCGCUAUCGACGAAGAGCAGGGGGUGGAGUUCUGGUGGCUGUGGCCCAAGGAGCUCAAGGACAGAGAGCCCAACGCCUUGGCUGCUGCAAGGGAGAGACACAGGGAAUACAUUGACGAGUUUGCGGCGCAGCAGUUUCUGUUCCAGAGGCAGUGGCAGGCGCUGCACCGCUAUGCCAACAGCAAGGGAAUCAGCAUCAUGGGCGAUAUGCCCAUCUACGUGGGGGGGCACAGCGCUGACGUGUGGGCGAACCCGGAGCAAUUCAUGCUGGACCCCGAGACCCGCGAGCCCACGUUCGUGAGUGGCGUGCCGCCCGAUGCCUUCAGCGCCACGGGGCAGCUGUGGGGCAGCUGUGGGGAAGGUGAGGAGGGGACGGGCAAGGAGAGGCCGGUGAGGGGCAGCUGUGGUGAAGGUGAGGGGCGGCUGUGGGGCAGCCCGCUGUACAACUGGCCAGCCAUGGCCAAGGAUGGGUACUCGUGGUGGGCGAAGCGCAUGAGGAGGGCGUUUGACCUGUAUGAUGAGUUCCGCAUUGACCACUUUCGGGGGCUUGCGGGCUACUGGAGCAUCCCUGCUGAUUCAGAAACUGCCAUGAACGGCCGCUGGAUGAUGGGGCCGCGCAAGGAGUUCUUUGAGGCCAUUCGGAAGGCGGUGGACAAGCCGAUUGACAUCGUGGCAGAGGAUCUGGAGUUCUUUGAGGCGAUUCGGAAGGCGGUGGACAAGCCGAUUGACAUCGUGGCAGAGGAUCUGGGUGUGAUUACAGUGGACGUGGUUGAUCUUCGCCGUGAAAUCGGCGCUCCUGGCAUGGCAGUGCUGCAGUUCGCGUUUGGCAGUGACGCCAAGAACCCUCACCUGCCGCACAACCACGAGCAGAACCAAGUGGUGUAUCCUGGGACUCACGACAACGACACGGUCGUUGGUUGGUGGGAGAAAAUUCCUGAGUGGGAGAAAAAUAAUGUGCGUGUGCUGCUGGGUCUGUCGCCCCAGGAGGAGGAGGAGAUUCAGUGGGCGAUCAUCCGGGCGGCGGUGUCAUCUGUAGCGCGCACCACUGUGAUUGCGCUGCAGGACGUGAUGGGGCUCGACAACAGCGCUCGCAUGAACGUGCCCGCCGUGCAGGCGGGCCAGUGGGGGUGGAGGGCGGGCGAGUCAGACUUGUUUGACUCGCUGGACGGGGAGGCAGCGCGGCUGAGAAUGCUGCUCGCGGGCCAGUGGGGGUGGAGGGCGGGGGAGGAGGGGCUGUUUGAGGGGCUUGGGGAGCAGGCGAGAAGGCUGAGAGCCAUGCUGGAGGGUUUCAAUCGGGCAGCACCUAGCCGAGUAGAUUCUGCAGGGGUGGUGGAAGAGGAGGGGGCAGGUGGGGCGGCAGAAGAGGUGGAUGGGGUGGAGGAAGCGCCAGUGGUGGUGUAA
Messenger RNA from Closterium sp. Naga37s-1, 9156 nucleotides. The record is from the annotation of a GenBank genome assembly. NCBI's taxonomy places the organism in Eukaryota, Viridiplantae, Streptophyta, Zygnematophyceae, Desmidiales, Closteriaceae.